AAGCAUAUUUCAGACAAAAAAACCUCUACAACCCUGUUGAAACCAAUAUAGGCCUAUUUUACAUCAUCAUGCAUCGCAGUGAGCGGCGCCGGAGCCGCUCGCGCCGCCGCAGCCGCAGUCGCUCCCGACAGAAGAGUCCCCGCCGCAGCCGCUCGCGACCGCGCAGCCCCCGGCGGGACGAGCGCGCGCGGCCCCGGGAGCGCAGCCGGGACACGCAGCGCGGCCGCAGCAGCUUCCGGGAGAGCAACGGCGGGCUCGGCGGCGGCGGCGGGCUCGGCAGCGGCGGCGGACUAGGCAGCAGUGGUGGAUUCGGCGGUGGAGGUCUAGGUGGUGGCCCUGGGCGCGGGCGCUACAAGCCGCAGGAGGAGGAGUUCAUGGACGCGCGGCGCGAGGAGCGGGAGAGGAUUGGCGAGGUCGGCGUCUCCGCCGUGUGGGGCAAGUCGCCCACCAGGCCUGAUGACACUGACGAGGAAUCUCCACCGAGCAAACACGACAAGAGCAAGGACAAGAAGAAAGGAAAGAAGUCCAAGGAUAAAGACAAAGAGGACACCAAGAGAAAACUCAAGAAACUCAAGAAAAAACUGAAAAAAGCCAAGAAGAUGAGGAAAAAGGCGAAGAAGAAGAAGAGCAAGGAUUCUGCUAGUGACUCCUCCAGCAGCAGCAGCGAGGAGGAGGUGUGGGUCGAGAAGGGAAAGGAACACGAGCUAGCAACCUCCAAAGCCCCCAAGAAUCCCACAGAAGAAUCCUCCGACUUCAUCGGCCCAGCACCCGUCUCCGAGCCAUCCUUAGGGCUGAAGGACUACGGGCGCGCGCUGCUGCCGGGCGAGGGCGCCGCCAUGGCCGCCUUCGUGGCCGAGGGGAAGCGCAUCCCGCGCCGCGGGGAGAUCGGACUCACCUCGGAUGAGAUAGCGUCGUAUGAGAGUGUGGGAUACGUUAUGAGUGGAAGCAGACACCGUCGCAUGGAAGCGGUGCGUAUCCGCAAGGAGAACCAGAUCUACUCGGCGGACGAGAAGCGCGCGCUGGCCGCGUUCAGCAAGGAGGAGCGCGCCAAGCGGGAGAACGCGAUCCUGGCGCAGUUCCGCGACGUGCUGCGCAGCCAGCCCGCGCGCCGCGACGACUAGCUGGGCCGAGUUGACCCGCUGGACAACUGGGCUACUAGUGGAUGAGGAGACUGCCGACAGGGUGACAACUCCCGGGGACAACUGGUACUAACAGUGGAUGAGGAGACCGCCGGAAGGGUGACAAAUUCACUGACAGUGGAUGAGGGGGCCGCAGGUAGUGUGAAAAUUCGCACUGCCAGUAGAUGAGGAGACCACCGGCAGCGUGACCAUAGGAGCUUAAAUGGAGGGAUGAUACCUAGAGCCUUGCCACUGGGAUGACGGUCGGUACCACGCAGACAUGAGUAGCCAUAGACUACAGGUGAAUAGCCGUGAAGUGGCCUAUGCGAAAAAAUUUAACCAGUUUUGUCGUUAUUGGUGUCUUUACCAUCUGGGUUUGAUCAUUAAUCUGGCUAAAAUUUGUGUAUAAUUUGAGAAACUUAAAUGCGUCACGGCGCAAUGUAGGUUGUCACAAGUGUGAAAGUGUUACUGAAGAUGACUGUAAAGUGUGUCUAGAUAAUGAACUGAAAAUGUAUUAUACUUUAUUGUUUGCGUUACAGCAGAAAUACUGUAAAUAUACUUUGUUGAUUUAGGUGUAAUAGUAAAUAUAUAAUUUUUUUAU
Plutella xylostella (diamondback moth) is the source of this 1719-nucleotide messenger RNA. RefSeq lists its product as uncharacterized. Gene Ontology annotation, molecular function: chromatin binding. Gene Ontology annotation, biological process: regulation of gene expression. Gene Ontology annotation, cellular component: nucleus. NCBI's taxonomy places the organism in Eukaryota, Metazoa, Arthropoda, Insecta, Lepidoptera, Plutellidae. The record is from RefSeq and is a predicted model, not a curated record.